Molecule: messenger RNA, 2002 nt
Organism: Ilyonectria robusta
Lineage: Eukaryota; Fungi; Ascomycota; Sordariomycetes; Hypocreales; Nectriaceae
Product: MBOAT, membrane-bound O-acyltransferase family-domain-containing protein
Exons: 5
Coding region: 136-1758 (540 amino acids)
Biological process (GO): glycerophospholipid biosynthetic process; lipid modification
Cellular component (GO): membrane; endoplasmic reticulum
Molecular function (GO): 1-acylglycerol-3-phosphate O-acyltransferase activity; 1-acylglycerophosphocholine O-acyltransferase activity
Source: RefSeq, a predicted model, not a curated record
CCUUUUUCCCUUUUUCCCUUUUCUUGCUCUUCUUCUACGCGCUUCCUCCUGACCGCCGACGCUCGGCCUCGAUCUUGCUUGCUUGAUCCCCCCCAAACAUCGCCAACUUGGUCCGCGCGCCAUCACCCCGCCGCCAUGUUGCUCUUCAUCCACCGUCCUUUCGAGGCGCUUGCCUCAAAUUUCGGUGCUUCUGCCGAUGAAGUCAAGCUCAUCUUCUCCUUCCUAAUCUCAUUCCCGCUCGCCGGCCUGCUCAAACGCAUUCCCGACUCGAGGCCCGAUGCCAAGAACCUCUUUUCCAUUGGCGUUUCUCUCUUCUACCUCGUCGGCCUCUUCGACCUCUGGGAUGGCAUCCAAACUCUCCUCAUCAGCGCUGUCGGCGCCUAUUGCAUCGCCAAGUUCCUCCGCUCCAGCCCCUACAUGCCAUGGGUCGGCUUCGUCUUCGUCAUGGGCCACAUGUCCAUCAGCCACAUCGCCCGCCAGGCUGCCGAUAGCCCCUCCUCCGUCGAUGUCACUGGCGCCCAGAUGGUCCUCCUCAUGAAGCUCAGUGCCUUUUGUUGGAACGUCGCCGACGGUCAACUCGCUCCAGACCUGCUCUCCGACUUCCAGCGCGACCACAUGCUCAAAGAACUGCCUUCCCUCCUCGACUACACCGGUUGGGUCUUCUUCUUCCCAGCUCUAUUUGCAGGCCCUUCCUUUGACUUUACAGACUAUCGUCGCUGGCUCGACACCUCUAUGUUUGACGUCUCCCCCCAGGUGGACCCCUCUAAGAAACCUCCCGUCAGGAGGAAGCGGAAGAUCCCUCGCAGUGGCGCUCCGGCUGCCUGGAAAGCGUUCAGUGGUCUGUUCUGGAUUGGCCUGUUCGUGGCUCUGUCCGGUUCAUACAAUCCCGGCACCCUGACGGCGGACUCCUUUGUCGAGUACGGCUUCUUUCGCCGCGUUUGGAUCAUGCACGUGGUCAACUUUGUCGCCCGCCUCAAGUACUACGGCGUGUGGUCCCUCACUGAGGGCUCCUGUAUCCUCACUGGCUUAGGAUACAACGGUGUCGAUCCCGUUACCGGAAAGAUCUCGUGGAACCGACUGCAAAAUAUUGACGCCUGGGCGGUCGAGACAGCCCAGAACCCGCGAGGUUACCUCGGCGGCUGGAACAUCAACACCAGCAACUGGCUGCGGAACUACAUCUACCUACGCGUCACCCCGAGGGGCAAGAAGCCCGGUUUCCGCGCAAGCAUGGCGACAUUUGGCACCAGCGCCCUCUGGCAUGGCUUCUACCCCGGCUACUACUUAGCCUUUGUUCUCGCAAGCUUCAUUCAGACCGUUGCCAAGAAUUUCCGACGACACAUCCGCCCCUUCUUCCUCGACCCUAUCACCGGCAACCCUACUCCCAAGAAGAAAUACUACGACUUUUUCUCCUACCUCGCCACCCAACUCACCUUUUCCUUCACCACGACCCCAUUCCUUGUACUCUCGUUCAGUGGCUCCAUCCUCGCAUGGAGACGCGUUUACUUCUACGCCGUCAUCUGGACUCUUGCCUCCCUGCUCUUCUUCUCAUCCCCUGGAAAGGCCGCCCUCCGGAAGCAGCUCGAGAAGCGCCAGGGCAGGGUGAGUGCCAGGUUGGUGCGCUCUAUCAGCACUGACAGUCUCACGGGCAAGGAGCCCAUUCUCGGCAUCUCUAAGGAUAUAGAAGACGACAUCAAUGAGGCUGUUCGAGAGAUUCGAGCCGAAGUCGAAGCCCGGCAGAAGAAGCAGAAGGCGAGUUGAUUCAAUCAGCCUCCAGGCCACAUUAGUACAUGUAGUUGAACUACUGAUCUCCAACCAACCCUCAUGUGUUUUCGUUGGUAUACACCAUUUUUCCACACCAUGCGAGCACAUGAACCUACGUAAAAGGUGAUAGAGUCAAGUGGAAGGAACUGAAAGUAUAACAUGAUAAAUCUAGUUGUAGAUUCUACAUCACAUCAUUAGAUCUAAGUCUGGGAUGGCCUUUGAAGACCCUCCUGUUUGUGCC